UUUUGAGAUGCAAGCUGUCGCUCGGCCGACUAUUUGUCUUGAGGUGUGGGCAAAAUUAUGCGUUACUCGCGCUAGCUAUAGUGGCAGCAAACUUCACAACAAGCAGCAGUUUGACAAAUAGUGAACAAUUAUGCUUGCUUCAAGCCACUCCCAGUUGGAGUUUAUGUAAACACGAAACAUAAAACAAAGAGAAUUACCUGUUGUGUAACUUUGUCUUACGAAGGUCCUCUAGGUCAAUGAUAACACAUAAGCAUACAGCAUACAAUUAUAUUCUUUAUCCACGGUGAAAAAUGACUAAUACUCUAUUCUCUGUUUCAUCAUCAAAUCUGUGUGUAGUAUAUUUGUGUAUUACACUCCCUGGUGGGUAAUGCACACACACAGGAAAGAGCAGGACAAUGCCCAUUGAAUUAUCAUGAAACAGUGUUUUUCUUUAUAUUCUAUUUUGUUAUUACCGUGUUUUUAAAAAGUAAAGUAAUGUAGAAUGCUAGUUUUCAAUUUUUUUUUCACCAAACACAAACCUUUAAGUCAAGGCACCACUGUAUUGCGAUUGCUAUGUCACAAUAACAGUGCUCAGUUUUCUUGCUGUUGACAGGAAAUAAGUGUAGUUAUAGCUAUGCUUUGGAUACUUAUACCCCAGUAGCGUGAGCGGUCAUGUGAAAAAUCCCAUGUGAAUAAACACCUCCUCGUCCAGGGGCAAGCAACGCAACUUGCCUCAACCUAAUUGUCUUUCUCUGCUCGUAGUGUCCUCAAAUGACUUUCUCCGUCUGUCUCAGCAACCUCCCCACCCUCAAACCCCACCCUCCCCUCCUCUCGACUCUCUCCAGCUCUGCCCACUUUCUGACUCUGUCUGUAACUGUAGCCUGUUUUUUUUCCUCUCCCUCCCACUCCCUGCGACGUAUAGAUACUGCAUUGAUCCGACACACACACAGACACACACACGUGAGCCUCCCACUCCUUUCAUCAUUGAUUCACACUGCUCUCUCUUGCUCUAUCUAUCACGCAUUCUCUCUGUCGCUCUCUCUGCACUGGCACUUGUUGAAUCUACGCUUCGUGAGGAGGACGGAGAGAUGGGAAAGCGGCGUAGCGCUUAUGACAGGCAGACAGGGGGAGUCUUUACAGCACGGAAUGGAAUACCGACAUAGAAGACCGAUUGGAAACGGAAAAGUCAGUCAUGCCGCAGAGCAAAAGAGAAUCCUGUCUUUUUCAGGGGGAUUUAGUAGGGAUGACACUUUAAGAGCGCACGUCAAACUCCGAUUUUGGGACUUCACCACUGCCAACCAGUCAGCCAGCCGCCGCUUUGUCUGCAUGUCGACUGCGAAGACUGUCUGAGCACGUUUCACUGCAUUAGUGCAUGACACUGUUAUGUGCUGCUUUCUCCAGAUUCCAUUGCUCACUGGCGCAUUCUGCUGUCCAUAGCAGAAUUCUCCUGGUCCAAAUAUGUCGCAGCUGCUCCACGUGGAAAUCCCAAACUUCGGUGCCACGGUACUGGGGUCUCUGAACGAGCAGCGUUUGUUAGGACACUACUGCGAUGUCUCCAUCCUGGUCAAAGGCCAGGCAUUCAAAGCUCACCGGGCAGUGCUGGCUGCCAGCAGCCUGUACUUCCGCGACCUCUUCAGCACGUCCACAAAGACCCAGUUCGAGUUGCCCUCUUCGGUCACACCGGCAUGCUUCGAGCAGAUUCUCUCCUUCUGCUACACGGGCAAGCUGACCAUGGCAGCGAGCGAGCAGCUGGUCGUCAUGUACACAGCGGGCUACCUGCAGAUCCAGCACAUCGUGGAGCGCGGCAUGGACCUGAUGUUUAAGGCCAACUCGCCUCACUGCGACUCACAAACGGCCGGCACCUUAGAGGAGACUGGUUCGGAGCCGCAGAGUCCGUGCAACAAUGGCAACGGCCUGGCAGUGGCAGCCCUCCUGGCGAACCCCGGAUGGUCCCCAUCUCUCCUCAUGCCGCCGCGCAAGAUUAAACUAGAGGGUGGCGAUCCCACGCCCCUCACCAUUGCAACCACGCAAGGCAAAAUCUCCUCCUCGGAGUUGGGCAAUCGACUGGCGAGGGCGAGUUCGCUCUUCUACACCACAACCGGAGGGACCACCAUCCCCGGCGUUCCCCCUUACCACCUUCUGGGUGCCAUGGGAGGUGGUACAGGGGGCGGAGCGGCGGGUGAGCGCUCAAGUCCUGGUGAAUCCAGUCUGCCCACUACCGACAGUCCCACGUCAUACCAGAAUGAGGAUGAAGAGUUUGAGGAAGAGCCCUAUGAUGGAAUGGCGGAGGACAGCUUCGGUCACCUCUAUGCACGUUCAGGCAACCCCUAUGGCAUGCCAGACAAGCCCGAGAUUGCAGGCGUGCCGCUGGCCUUGGAGAACCGCAACUGUGUGCUGAUCCGUCGGGACCUGGUGGCACUACCCGCCAGCCUCAUCAGCCAGAUCGGCUACCGAUGUCACUCCAAGCUCUACACCGAGGGAGACCCCGGGGAGAAGCUGGAACUGGUCGCCGGUACACAAGUGUUCAUGACACGAGGUCAAUUGAUGAACUGUCAUCUUUGCGCCGGAAUCAAACACAAGGUCUUGCUGCGUCGUCUGUUGGCGACGUUCUUUGAUCGAAACACUCUCGCCAACAGCUGUGGGACUGGUAUCCGCUCCUCCACCAGUGACCCCAGUCGGAAACCCCUGGACAGCAGGGUCCUCAAUGCUGUCAAACUCUACUGUCAAAACUUCAACCCUAACUUCAAGGAGAGCGAAAUGAAUGUGAUUGCUGCUGACAUGUGCACCAACGCGCGGCGCGUCCGCAAGCGCUGGCUGCCCAAAAUCAAGUCCAUGCUACCCGACGGUAUGGAGGUGUACCGCACCGGCAUGGCCAUGGGCGCAGCCGUGCCAGUGGGCCUGAACCUUGGCCUGGGCUCCAACCCGCAACAGGUGGCGCUUCCAUUCGAGGCUGACUUCAAGAGCUUCGAGCAGAGGCUGUACCCUGAGCGCAAGGACCCCCUGAGGACUCAUCCGUCGCUGGCCAACGGCAGCCCGGGCUCGGCAGCGGCGGCUUCCGAGGCGGAAGGCGGAGGAGUCCAGGAGGAGCAGGAGGAGGACGAGGAGGACGCCGGCUUGGAGACUGUCGACGCCUCGACAAAUUUGAUCUCCAACGGCGGCGAGGCGUCUGCUUGUGGCGACGCGCCGACCGAGCAAGAAGCUUUUGGACAAGGGCUGAGGGUGAACGGACAGUGAAUGUCCCCUCGCAACAUGUUUGUGAAGUUAUGCUUAACCUUUUGCUUGUUCUCCUCCGCCAUCUUUCCUCUUCUUCUUCUUGUGCUUCCUCCGCGGUGCAAAAAGCUUGUGAUCGUACGCCAGGGGAAUUUGCUGCACGUGUACGUGCACAGAGGCGCUUUUGUGCAGCUACCCCAUUGUUGACUUACAAAAAGCGCUCCAAGCAGACACAGGCAUCAAGAUGGUGACUAUCCUAUACUUCACCUUUCACGUAUUCCUCUGAAUUUCACCUUGACAAAUAACAAUGUGACUGGCAUACAAAAGCGCCUCUUUUGCCGGAGCUCUAGAAACUUUUUACAAAGUAGCAAGGAAUUAUUUAAUAGCGAAAAGUGAAAUACACGCAACAUCAAAUGUUCACACAGUACCUGAAAUCAAGGAAAGAACAUAUUUUACUACCUAGUGUUAUCCCUUGGUGAUUGUAUACAUAGUACAGAUAUUUUUUUUGUGUCCAUAUCGCAUUCAAAUUUUCAUCACUGGCCAGAAAUUUAUGAGUUGUGUGCGGAGAACACGCUUUUAUUCGGCUCAAGUUAAUAUUUUGUGUACUUUUCACAAAAUCUGAGAUCUGAAAAUUGUAACUUUUUCCAUAUUCAACCAUUUCUGAUCUUUUUUGCCCAGAGAUCAUAGUUCUCAUUUAAACAUGUUCAAAUUUCACGUGAAGGUAACAGGACUUGAUCUCAGCGUUCGUCAAAAAUGUUAACUUUAUUCAUAGUUAGCCGUUAUAGUGAUAUUUUUUUGUGUGGAAAGAUCACAUGAAAAAUUGGUGUGUUGGUAACAGUGCUUGAGAGAUCUCGUUUCCCAAGAAUGUUAACUUUCAUCACAGUUAGCCGUUUCACGAUAUUUUUUGUGUGCAGAACACUUGUCACAUUUUUAUUUGUAUAGUGUUAAAAUUUGCCAUGUUUGUAACAGUACUUGAGAUCUCAACAUCGGCCAACAAUUGUAAAUUUCUUCUUAGUUAGCCAUGUCCGAUUUUUAUCAUAGUUUUUAGAACAGGUCAGUUUUAUUUGGAUCACGUUUGUGCGUGGAGCACAUAUCACAAGUUUCCUUGGACCAUUAUCAAAUUCUGUACAGUACCUGUGAUCUCAACAUUCUGUGUCAUAGUUUGACGUUCCCGCUAUUUUUUGUGCGCAUAACACAGGUCACGUUUUUUGGGGGGUCGGAUUAAAGUUUUGAGUGUUUGUAACAACACCUGAGCUCUCAACGUGGGCCAAAGAAUUGCAAUUAGCAUUCUUUUUUUUGUGUGUGUGUGUGUGUGUGUGUGUAUAUGCGUGUGUGUGCACCGAUCCAAGGUCACGGUUCUAUUUGGAUCAUGUUCAAAUUUUGCAAGUUGGUAAAAGAGCUUGAGAUUUCAACCUGGGCCAAAAAUUAUCUCUUUCUUCAAUUCAUGAAGUUAUAACACUUGAUUGCAUAGAUUCAAUGUUAUUUCAAUGUUGAAAGAGUUAUAUGGUACAUAUACAAUAUCACAAUGAGAGGAUGCCCUAUGGGAUACAACCAUGCAUUUCUUGUUUAUUUAUGCUUAUAGUGCCGUAUCAGUGUGACGAUGCCUAUGUCUGCUUUUGGAACGCGUUCGCUGACCCCACAGACACACACACACACACACACACAGUAUAAAUGCUAGGCAACGCAUUGAAAAAAGAAAAUAACCACGCACUGCAACAAUGCUUUUGUACAACAGUAAUCUUGUCUUGGGGUAAAAGAACAUGCACUAAAUGUUACAUUGCAUGCAUGAGUACCAAGGGUGGCUGAUUACCAUCCAGUCUAUAGAAAACUGCAAGUAUACAAGAAAAUGACUGUGUUGGGGUUAUUUUUAAUUGUAUUUUCUAACUGAGAUCUUACCUCUGCGUGCUCUGUGUUGUCACCUGGGUGUGACCCAGAAGUGACUUGUGUUUGACAUGAUCAACGGUGCGCGCUGCCAGCCCGCCUCGACGGGGCGUGGGAGGUUUUUCUGAUCGAAGCCUUGUUUUACCUUUACAUCCACAUGAUCCUCCUUCCAUCCUAUUGUAUGUUCUUGCCCCCCCCCCAGAGGGGUAGGGCAGGUAAAUUAUCGACACACAGCUGGCUUCUUACAUUUGCACUCUAAAAUACUUUUUAAAUCAUUUUGCGAAAGAUGUGACUGAAUCUGAGACUGAAAGUGGUCUCCUGUUGGAAUGAAAUUUUUUUUUUUUUUAAAAGGAGGGCGAUAUCAAAUAUGGAUUUAAGAGCUAUUUAUUUGUCUUGCACAGAUGCUUUUCUAUUUCCAUGCUAUCUAAUCCCAGCCCGUUUUACUUAUUCAUGUCCCCAAUUCAUGUUAAAUUCUAAUUUAACCCCCCACAAUAAGAUUAGUUAAGACUAACAUUUUCCCCCGAUGCAAAAAUAAUUGCAAUAUCCCGAGUAUAUUUGUGUUUAUUUCUGAAAGACGUGCCAUUUGCAAGCAUAUUUGGAGGCGAGCUUUAAAAUGGUCCUGCACAGGGAGUACAGGGUUGUAAUUGCACUAUAGGUAAUGAUGAAAAUUAUGUUUACAGUGUCUUUUUUUUUGUUUUUGUUCAAAUGUCACUUAGAACAGAGCUAGCAAGGCUAGAAUGGCUUGAGAGGCUGAAUGUAAACUUUUAGCUCUGCUUUAGCAAAUGUUCCUGAACGGUCUUCCAAUAUAGGUAGUCGUCAGCCUUUUUCCCCACCUGACAAAAUUUGAGCGAGGUGCAUCUGCUGCUUUUAGCACUCCUAAAAUGACUUGUACACAUGCUUUUUGUGAAUUUGAAUAUUGUAGAAAAUGUUGUUUAUUUCACUACUGUAGUUCAAUUCAAAAAGAGAACCCAUAACUAUGAUUUUGUUUUGUAUUGAUGAUUAUAGCUAAUGAAAACUCCAUAUUCACCAUUUCUUUAAAUUACAUUAUUACAUAAUAAAAAUGAUUUAUAAUAUAGAAAUUAGGAAUUGGCCUUCUGAAAGGUGUUACUACAGUCCUCUCCAAAAGCAUUUGAAUGGCAAGGACAAGUCCUUUGUUUUUGUUGUAUACUGAAGACAUUUGGGUUUCAGAUCAAAAGAUGAAUGAGACGAAAGUUCAGAAUUCCAGCUUUUAUUUCAUGGUAUUUACAUCUAUAUGUGUUAAACAACUCAGGACAGACCACCUUUUGUUUGAAGCCACCCACUUUUCAAGUGAGCAAAAGUAUUGGAACAGACAUUAGUAAAUUAAUUUAAAGUGAAUAACAUUUAAUAUUUGGUGGUUUGGUGGCAUAACCCUUAUUUGCGAUAACUGCAUCAAGCCUGCGACCCAUUGACUUCACCAGAUUGUUGCAUUCUUCAUUUGAAAUGCUUUUCCAAGACUUUACGGCAGCCUCUUUCAGUUCUUGUUUGUUUCUGGGAGGCUCUCCCUUCAGUCUCCUCUUCAGGAGGUAAAAUGCAUGCUCUAUGGGGUUAAGGUCCGGUGAUCUACUUGGCCAGUCUAAGACCUUCCACUUUUCCCCCCUGGUGAAGUUCUUUGUUGUGUUUGCAGUGUGUUUUGGGUCAUUGUCUUGUUGCAUGAUGAAGCUUCCCCCGUUGGAUGCAUUUUUUUCUGUAAAUUGUCAGACAAAAUGGUUUUGUAGACCAGAAUUCAUUCUGCUGCUACUAUCAGGCAUUACAUCAUCAAUAAAGACUACUGAGCCUGUUCCAGAAGCAGCCUUGCAAGCCCAAGCCAUGACAUUACCUCCACCAGGCUUGAGAGGAGGUGUGUGUUUUGGAUCAUAAGCAGAUGCUUUCUUUCUCCAUGGCCUUUCCAUCACUUUGGCAGAGGUUAAUCUUGGUCUCAUCAGUCCAUAAAAGUUUGUUCCAAACCUUUUGUGGCUCAUCUCUGUAUUUUAUUGCAAAAUCCAAUCUGGCCUUAUAAUUCUUUUUGGUGAUGAGUGGUUUGCAUCUUGUGGUAUGGCCUGUAUUUUUCUUCUCUCAAAGUCUUCUUUGAACAGUGGAUUGUGGUACCUUCACCCUUGCCCUGUGGGGGUUGGCAGUGACGUCACUGUCUGUCUUUGGUUGUUUCUUCACAGUUCUCACAAUGUUUCUGCCAUCAACUGCUGUUGAUACCCUUGGCCGACCUGUUCGAUGUUUGUUGCUCAGUACACCAGUCGUUUUUCUUUUUCAGGACAUUCCAAAUUGUUGUACUGGCUAUGCCCAAUGUUUGUGCAAAAGCUUUGAUUGAUUUUUCCCUCUUCUCUGUUUCAAAAUGGUUUAGAUUUCUCCCAUAGGCAGCUCUCUGGUCUUCAUGUUUGCGUAACAGCAAAUGCAGGUUUCAGAGGUAAAACCCAAAUCCAAAAACAAGAACUAUUUAAUGUUUAAGCAUCAAUCUAGAAGUUAACACCUGAGCAACUAGAAACACCCAUCGGUUACAUGGUCCAAUAUUUUUGCUCACUUGAAAGGUGGGUGGGUUCAAACAAAAGGUGCUGUCCUGAGUUGUUUAACACAUCUAAAUGUAAAUACCAUGAAAUAAAAGAUGGAAUACUGAACUUUUUUGUCUCAUAAUCAUCUUUUGAUCGGAAACCCAAAUGUCUUCAGUGUACAACAAAAAACAAAAUAAUUGACCUUGCUGCUCCAAUACUUUUGGAGGGCACUUUAUGUGUUAAGUUAAUCUAUGAGUGUCAUUUUUUGUAGCGAGCAACUGAAAUAAAUGAUCUUUUCUACCACUUUCUAAUUUGAGAUGCACCUGUAUAUUUCCUCAAAUAAUGGCCUCCCCUCUAAUAGACGCCGUGUCUCAGUUUGUCACCAGGUGCAUAGGUCCCUUAAAAAACUCUCCCAAAGAAAAGGUCUUACAGCUGUGCACCAUGACUGCAAGCUUCAAGAAUGACUUCACCACUGUUCAAGCAGGUGUCAAUAGCCUCGUUCACACAGAGGGGAACACAAAAUGGCCACACAACAGAAGACCCAGAAUGUAUCCACCUUUUUACGUAGAACCCAGGAAAGUCGGGAAAUUUCCACAAUUGUGUGCUUUUGCAGAGCAACUCACAAACUUGAUUUGAUGACAUCAGCGCCAGCAUCUGAUGUGAUGUACAAAUACUCAGCGGACAGCGACAAUUGCUUUCAGUGUCAGAUGUUAAACUCCAGACUGCAGAAUUCUCUUAUCCACAGGUGACUUCCUGGCUCUUGUAUGGCUUUGACACUACCAACUUUGGCUUUAUACACAGGCGCUGCCUCAGAAGGUAGAAUAUUGUUGAGCCAACAUCGUCCCACCUCCCAUUCCACAUUGCCAGGUCGACAUUGCAAAUGACAGUGUGUUCUCAAUUGCUUUAUCUGGAUAAAUAAAAGGUAAAUCAAUUGGUGCCAUGUAUGCAGAACAGUGACACUGACAAAGGUAGACAAAUUAUUGCUUUUAACAAAGAUUAUGACUCUGAUACUACCUCUGAAGGCGGGAGAUUGCUAGGUUGACUUCAUCCCCCUUAUUAUGCAUUGGUUCCAUUCAUCCAGGCAAUGUUGGUUGCCAUAAUGCCUCUGAUACUACCUCUGAAGGUACCAAAACACGAAAAAAGACAGAUACCAGACUUUUGAAGGCAGUUUGAAAGCGGCUUUUAACACGGGUGCAAUCCCGCCCUGCCAUGGCUCUACUACCUCCAAAGGCGGAAAAUUGCCAGGUUGACUUUAGCCUCCUCAUUCUGUGUUGGGUUCCCAUCAUACUGAACAAAGGAACAAACAAAAAGCUGGAAAAAAUAAAUCUUUUACACCCAAUAUAAGUAGGGCUUUACACAAAGGUGGCAACCCGCCUCUGUUACUACCUCUGAAGGCGGAAAAUUGCCUGGUCAACUUUAGCGCCCCUAUUUCGUGUUGGUUUCAGUCUAGAGAACAAAGAAAUUGAUAAAAGGCGGUGUAAAGUGGCUUUCAACAAAUGUUUCAUCCCACUGCUGAUACUACCUCCAAAAGUGGAAAAUUGCCAGGUUGACUUUGGCCCCCUGGUUGAUUCCGUUUAUACAACAUGAAAAAUGAGAGAAAAACAGCUGUUUGACUUUUAGGGAGUGUAAAAGGGGCCAUACGCGCUGUCUGGCCUUUGUUACAGCUCUGUUACUACCUCUUAAUGUGGAUAAUUGCUGGGUCUUCUUCAUCCCCCCCCCCCAAUUAUAUGACUUUUUAUGUGGUGCUCUUCUGUAUGAACGACACCAACAUGGGGGGGGGGGGAAAGGCAGAAACGUGUUUGACGUUUCAGACAGUGUAAAAGGGGCUGCCUCUGUUGAGGUUCUGAUACUACAGUAGGCUACCUCGGAAGGCGGAAAUUUGCUUGGUCGACUUCGCACCCCCUCACAUCCAUCUGGUGGAGCCUAUCCCAGCUAUCGCCGGGCGGGAGGCGGGGUACACCCUGAACCAUUCGCCAGUCAGUCGCAGGGCAUGUGGAAACAAACAAACAACCAACCAACCAUUCGCACUCACAUUCACACCUACGGGCAAUUUAGAGUCUUCAAUCAACCUAGCAUGCACGUUUUUGGGAUAUGGGAGGAAACCCACCCAGGCACGGCUAGAACAUGCAAACUCCACACAGGCGGUGCCGGGAUAUGAACCCCAGUCCCCAGAACUGUGAGGCAGAUGUGCUAACCAGUCGUCCACUGUGCCUCACAUUCCGGGAAAAAAAAUACAUGCCCGAAGUACUGGAACAAUACUAAUCCUAUUAAAGCCCUGAAUAACCCUUGAAUAAAAGAACAGUCUUGGCCACUGUUUGAGGAAAUUCACUGGGAAUUCCCAAUGAAUAAUUGACCUGAUUAUUUUUUCUAUAUCUAUAUAUUACUACAUUUUGAGUUCCUUAAGUUGAAAAUUGGAGCCAUAUAUUAAGUGCAUUUUGUGUACACCAGGCACCCAUUAUUUUAGUGGAUGAUCAAACCAAGUAAGAUUAAAUGAUAUAUGAAAAAACAAUGUAUGGAAAUGCUACACUGUGGUAAAGGGGUGUGAAGCUGUGCCUUAGACUGUGACUGUGCGUGCGUCAGUGAUGCACACCAAGACUGACUGAAUUAAAUGCAACUUUAUUUUAUUUUAUUUUUUUACUAAAGCUGUAAUUUUACUAAACCUGACCUCCAAAAUGGCUUUUUUUUUUUUUUUUACCCAACGUAAUAUUGGUAAUGGCUGAUCAUGUUUUUUUAAAGGAGAAAAGAUUGGGCACCAAUACAAAAAAAAAAAUCUGUGGUACCACUUUACAAUAUUGUAUUUUUGUUUUUUUGUUUUUAUGAAAUGGCUAGAACACACUUGUAAAUGGCUUGUCUUAAUAAAAAAAAAACAACUGGGAAAGUUUCCAUGGGACUAGAUAUUGGAAAAAUUAUAAUUAUUACAUGUUACAGCUGCAAAUAAUAAACAGUAUUGCAUAUGAAUAUACAUUUUGUUAAGAAAAUAAGCCAAGAAAUACAUUUUAAACAAUAUUUUGCAGAUGUUUCCACUUAUGACAAAUCAAAAUAUUCCUGAUGGUUUCAUUUAUUAAUUUAAAGAAAUAUAUGAAUACAAUUCUAAUUCUCAUUUGACAUGACAAAAUAUUAACUAUUUCCCAAAAUGUCGAAAUUUCUAAAUGUGUUUUUAAAGAUAUUAAUCGACCAUAUUUGAACAGCAAUAUGAAAAAAAAAUACAUUUUAUUAUAACAAACUAGAGUAUUGCAUUAUAAUAAGAAUCUUCAUGAAUUGAAACCGUGUUCAUUCAAUAAUAACCCAUGUAUAAACUUUUCCGGUGUAUUGUAAAGUGGUAUCAGCUGAGAACACCCUUUAAAAACAAAACAAAAAAACAUUUUUAAAAUCAUGUUUCCUCAUGUUUAUUGUCACGAUAACCUGAGAAUGUCAUGACGAACUUUGUACUGACUGAAAGAGAAAGAAAGCCCUGAAAGAUUUUUCUGAUCUAUUUAAAUGCUCAUUUUCCUCACUUUUCCCUUCAGAUAACUUACACCCACUCGUUCAUUGAUGUACGUAAAUAAAGGGUGGUGUAAGGCUUCAAAAAACAAAGUUGAUAUGCAAAAAGAGGGAGCGCUUGUACCAUCAAGAUGCAUGCCAUUCAAAGCUAACCCGAUGAAACCUCUUGACCUUUUAUGCACCGUGUAUUAAUGCUACUUUAAACACAAGACUGAAGUGUCGCAGCAGGCUGGCUUUUCUUCUUUUCUUGUCACAACAACACUUUGUUGGGCCUUUUUAGUGAAUGUUUUUUUGUGUACAGCGAGAAGAGAGCGCAGGGAAUAUACGUCAGAUAACUCCCUGGUGGUGCAUUUGAAUCUUCAGCAGACUUUUGAGGAAGAAAAGAAGAAAAUGCACGCAAAUGUUUGAAUGUGUCUGUAUUUGUCCUUGAACCAGCACUUUAGAGGGAUUUCAGGCAGGAUUUCCCAAACACUCAGCUCAAAGCGCAAAUUACCAAUCUAUGUCCUCCCGGGGACCGCCCUUAAAUUUUUCACUCUUUUUUUUUUAUGUUUGCUAAACUCAUCCCAUAUUGACAGAAAAAACCCAGAAUUGUUUACAUGUUUGCAGAUUUAUUAAACUGAAAUGUCACACAGCCAUAAGUAUUCAGACCUUUUACUCAGUAUUUAGUAGAAGCACCCUUUUGAGCCAAUACAGCCAUGAGUCUUUUUGAGAAUGAUGCAACAAGUUUCUUACACCUGAAUUUGGGGAUGCCCUGCCAUUUCUCCUUGCAGAUCCUCUCCAGUUACGUCAGGUUGGAUGGUGAACGUUGGUGGACAGCCAUUUUCAGGUCUUUCCAUAGAAGCUCAAAUGGGUUUAAGUCAGGGCUCUGGCUGGGACAUUUAAGAACAGUCAUUGUUGGGACUCUAUUGGACAGAUGAUGAGCAGUGCCUGGUUUUCUCCACACAUGCCACUUAGAAUUCAGGCCAACAAUUUCUAUCUCGGUCUCAUCAGACCAGAGAAUCUUAUUUCUCACUAUCUUGGACACCUUCAGGUGUUCUUGAGCAAACUCCAUGCGGGCUUUCAUGUGUCUUGCACUGAGGAGAGGCUUCCGUCGGGCACUCUGCCAUAAAGCCCCGGCUGGUGGAGGGCUGCAGUGAUGGUUGACUUUCUAGAACUUUCUCCCAUCUCCCGACUGCAUCUCUGUGAUCUUUGGGUUCUUCUUUACCUCUCUCAACAAGGCUCUUCACCCCAAUUGCUCAGUUUGGCCGGACGGCCAGCUCUAGGAAGGGUUCCGAUCAUCCCAGUCCAUUUCAUGAUUAUGGAGGCCACUGCGCUCUUAGGAACCUUAAGUGCAGCAGAAAUUUUUUUGUAACCUUGGCCAGAUCUGUGCCUUGCCACAAUUCUGUCUCUGAGCUCUUCAGGCAGUUCCUUUGACCUCAUGAUUGUCAUUUGCUCUGAGAUGCACAGUGUGCUGUAUGGUCUUAUAUAGACAGGGGUGUGGCUUUCCUAAUCAAGUCCAAUCAGUAUAAUCAAAGACAGCUGGACUCCGAUGAAGGUCUAGAACCAUCUCAAGGAUGAUCAGAAGAAAUGGACAGCACCCGAGUUAAAUAGGAGUGUCACAGCAAAGGGUCUGAAUACUUAUGGCUGUGUGAUAUUUCAGUUUUUCUUUUUUAAUAAAUCAGAUUUCAACCAUUCCAUUUUUUUUUCUUGUCAAUUUGGGUGCUGUGUGUACAUUAAUGAGGAAAAAAUGAACUUAAAUGAUAUUAACAAAUGGCUGCAAUAUAACAGAGUGAGAAAUGUAGCCCACUCACUUUAGACCUUACAUAAACUGAACAUUAAUUGGCACCACAUAACAUAAAGGAUACUGUUUAUCGAGGCUCACUUUAUACCCUUUGGGCCCCUGAUCCUCACGUUGGGCAACUGUAAUUUAGGGUCCCCUUCUGAAGAAAUGGUUUAUAAAUAGGUUACAUACAUAUUAAACAUUACUUUGAUGAUAACAUUAAAACUCAAUGACUUGAACUAGGGUAAAAAAAUAAAUUGGGAAUUGUCAAAGUAGGAGGCUUUUUUUUUUUUUUUUUAAUAAAUUGGAUUUUACAAGACUAAAUUACCCCUAAAUACCACAGUUUGGGCAUUCUUGAUUUAUAGAAAACCUAAAACAUGAAAUUUAUGGUCCUUUGUUAAAAAGAAAAAAAAAGUGGAAUGUGGGUAUUUUAAUGUGAUACAAAUAUGCAACCAAAUUUUGGCUUUGAUCAUCGCUGAUCCCCCCCCCCCCCCCCCCUCCCCCCCCAAAAAGGACCCUUGACCCAUUUUUGGUCCCCAACCCUCAGUUUGGGCCAUUCAUAUUUAGGGUCCCCAUGUCAAGAAAUAAUAUUUUAAUGUGUGAUCAAAUCCAUUUCAUCCAUAUUCCAUACCGCUUAUACUCACUAGGGUCACAGGCGUGCUGGGGCCUAUCUCAGCUGACUCUGGGCGAGAGGCGGGGUACCCUGAACUGGUCGCCAGCCAAUCGCAUGUGUUAUGAAAUAUGCAAAGAAAAUGCCCUUUGACCCAUAUAGAUUUCCUGAGCCUCAGUUGAUCGUUUAUUGAAAUAUGCAACAGUAUUUUUUUCUUCAAGAAUUGCUCAUCCUAUCGUAUAAAGCAAUGAUAUUUAAUGUGUUAGCAAAUAUGCAAUGGUAUUUCACUCUUGAGAGUUGAUGCUCCCCUCCCUUAAAAUGAAAAUGCCCCUUGACCCAUUAAGUGUCUGUGAGCCUCAGUUUUGGAAAUCCUGCUUUAAUUUAAAAGAAAAAAGAAAAAAACAGUGUCAUGGAAAAACGAGAAAGUCGCACCUUUUUUAAGCCAUGUAUUCUGAGCGCUGACAAUCAGGAUGUACUCUGGGAGGACGCGACGUAAACUGCUGUGCUCUCGCUUUUUUGCCGAGUCAUCCUCCUCUUUUGCCAAUCUAAUAUUUGGGAGGGAUGCAAAGAUGAUGCAGAAAGACUCAUUCUUUGGACUGAUUUCUUGGUGCUUUGGACCAGGACUCUUAAAAGCUCCACUCGGCUGACCUCAACAUGGAGAAAAGACUUUUGUCAUGCAACUCCACAUUUUAAUCAUGGAAGUUCUUCAUUCGCCAGCUUGGACCCAUCUUGAAUGGGACGAUUUCAGUGUUGCUUUUACAUUUUAAAAACGAUGAAAAAUGUUUAUGCGCCUUCUGACAGCAUUAAUAAUAAUUAUAAUAUAUAUACACAAGAUAAAAAUGCAAGUUGCCGUUUUUGAUGUUGCAUAAAAAAAAAAUGGAUGGUUCAUUCCCAUCAUGGUGUGUCCAAUCAUCACUUGUGCAGUCCAAGAUUCCUGAUUUCUUUCAAUGCAAUACAGAAAAAUCUGCUUUCUAAUAAAAAGUCCUUACUUCACAAACA
This is a messenger RNA of Phyllopteryx taeniolatus (common seadragon), 14419 nucleotides long. Its product is annotated as nucleus accumbens-associated protein 2. The record is from RefSeq and is a predicted model, not a curated record. Gene Ontology annotation, biological process: regulation of transcription by RNA polymerase II. The transcript is spliced from 7 exons. Gene Ontology annotation, molecular function: RNA polymerase II cis-regulatory region sequence-specific DNA binding; protein binding; DNA-binding transcription factor activity, RNA polymerase II-specific. Lineage: Eukaryota; Metazoa; Chordata; Actinopteri; Syngnathiformes; Syngnathidae. Bases 1438 to 3213 code for a protein of 591 amino acids.